UUAUAUAUUACUAAAUAUGUACAGUUUAUUAAUAAACGGAAAAAAUACCAUCUAAUUUACAAUUUCAAAGUGUACUAAGUUAAGAACCGUAGAUUUUUAAAUACCGUUAAAUUUAUAUAUGCUACCUCGAAUCUCAGAAUAAAUAAUAAGUGCCUCCUUUUUGAUACUUAAAAAUAUUGCCAAUAAUUAUUUAUAACCCAACAAAGGUCAAAGAUCUUAACCAAAAAUUAAAUUUGUACCUUGUACCUAUGAAUCAUUAUAAACGGUGAAUCAUUUAAUUUCUGAACGUUGAUAUUUAUACAUAUUAUCUAUGUUUAUACUGAUACUGUGAUUAUAUAGGUUCGUUCCUAUAAAAUUAUCUGGGCCAAAACACUUUUAAAGUUUUUUUUUAACUCUUUCCUAUACACUUAGUUCGAAAGAGAUAACCAACAAGUGUAAUAAACGUUGUGAUCAAGAUUAUGCGUGCUACGGAAUUUGUACGGCUAACGUCACACGAAUUGACGAUUUGACGUAAAUGUCAUGGCUGUCAAGUGUGAAAUGUGCCUGUGGUGCAUGUUUUCUCUUUUACAAAUUUACUUGUUGAUUUUACAAUAAAAUUAAAGAGAAAUAAGUGAUUCGUCCCGUCGGUCGUUCGGAAAAAACUAUGUUAUAGUGUAGUGAAUGCAGAAGCCGCUCUGGACUGAUCAUCUUCGUAAGAGGAGCGCGGAUUGUUCAGCAGGCGUGGACACCGUGAGCGGCGAUGGAGGACGAGGUGACGUUCCUGUUCCAGCUGGGCGUGCUGCGUGACGCGGUCUCCGCGCCCGCACACCUCCUCACGCUCUCGCACCUCAAGGAGCUCGCCGUCAAGUUCGUGCACGACAAGAUCCCAGACAACGGUCUGAACCGCCUGCCGGAGCGCAUCCUGCUGUUCCGGCACGACUACUGCUCGCCCAACGUGCUGCAGCUGAUCAACUGCGCCACCGACGUCACCGACGAGACCCUCGUCGAGAUCGUGCUCACCGCCAACCCUUUGCUAUGCGAGGGCAUGCUGGAGGCGCCGCCGCCGCGGCCGCACGCCCUCGCGGUGCACUCGUACAAGGCGCCCACCUUCUGCGACUUCUGUGGCGAGAUGCUGUUCGGACUCGUGCGCCAGGGGCUCAAGUGUGAAGGAUGCGGUCAGAAUUACCACAAGCGGUGCGCAGUAAAGGUGCCGUCGAACUGCACGGCGCCGCCGCCGCCGGCGCUGGUGGCGGCCGCGGGGGGAGGCGGCCGGCGGCAGUCGGCCUCGCCGCGCAGCCCGUCGCGCUCGUCCACGCACAGCCACGCCUCGCACGACGACUCCCUGCUGAGCGGCAGCACGGGCAAGCGCAGCCGGUCGCCGUCGGGUGCGACAGGCUGGGCGGCGCCGCCGGCCGCCGGGCUCGGCAUCCCGCACACGUUCGAGGUGCACUCGUACACGCGGCCCACCGUGUGCCGCCACUGCAAGCGCCUGCUGCGCGGCCUCUUCAAGCAGGGCCUGCAGUGCCGCGACUGCCACUACAACGCGCACAGGAAGUGCCUGCAGUUCGUGCCCAAGGACUGCGGCGGCGAGAUCAGGGAUUCGCACGGUGAGUUCCAAGACAACAGCAGUGGCGAGAUAGAAAAUGCGCGGCUUCCCGACGACGAGUCUGAUGACGGCGGGGACAACGCGUCCAGUGCACCAGACGAUGAGGUGCAGAUGCGGGCUCGGCGCGAGUCGGAGUGCGAGGCGCCGCAACGCGACACGCUGCCCGCCGCCAGCCGCCCCAGCAGCUCGUCGUCCUCCCCAAGCGCCAACAUACCGCUGAUGAGGAUCGUGCAGUCGGUGAAACACACGAAGAAACGCGAGGGACAAUGGCUGAAGGAGGGCUGGCUGGUACAUUUUACUAAUAAGGACAAAACUAUCAAACGGCACUACUGGAGGCUGGACAGCAAGUCCAUCACACUGUUCCAGUCGGAGCAUGGCUCCAAGUACUACAAGGAGAUCCCACUCAACGAGAUCCUCGCAGUCGAUACCGCGAGGCAACCGCACUCUGACGUGAUGCACUGCUUCGAGCUGCGCACGGCGAACGUGGACUACAUGGUGGGCGUGGACCCGGGCUGGCAGGGCGUGCCGCCGCCGCUGCCGCCGCCCGACUCGGGCGUGGGCGCGUACCUGGCGCGGUCGUGGGAGACGGCCGUGCGGCACGCGCUGCUGCCCGUGACGCAGGCGGCGGCGGGCGCGGCCGGCGCGGCCGACGCGGCCGGCGCGGCCGACGCGGACGGCGGCGCGGCCGGCGCGGGCGCGGCCGGCGAGCGCCGCGCCACCGACAUGGCGCAGGUGUACCAGAUCUACCCGGACGAGGUGCUGGGCUCGGGCCAGUUCGGCAUCGUCUACGGCGGCCUGCACCGCCGCACGCAGCGCCCCGUCGCCAUCAAGGUGAUAGACAAGCUCCGCUUCCCGACCAAGCAAGAAGCCCAACUCAAGAACGAGGUAGCAAUCCUCCAGAACCUCUCACAUCCGGGAGUCGUGGACCUGGAACGCAUGUUUGAGACGCCGGAAAGAAUCUUCGUAGUAAUGGAGAAACUUAAGGGUGAUAUGCUGGAAAUGAUUCUAUCGCACGAAAAGGGACGGCUGACGGAGAGAAUCACAAAAUUCUUAGUUGCACAGAUCCUAGUGGCGCUGAAACACCUGCAUGAGAAGAACAUAGUGCACUGCGACCUGAAGCCAGAGAACGUCCUGCUAUCCACCGACGAGGAGUUCCCGCAGGUGAAACUCUGCGACUUCGGUUUCGCCAGGAUCAUCGGCGAGAAGUCGUUCAGACGCUCCGUCGUCGGCACGCCCGCCUACUUGGCGCCGGAGGUACUGCGCAACAAGGGCUACAACCGCUCGCUGGACAUGUGGUCGGUGGGGGUGAUCGUGUACGUGUCGCUGUCCGGCACCUUCCCCUUCAACGAGGACGAGGACAUCAACGAGCAGAUACAGAACGCCGCCUUCAUGUACCCGCCCACGCCAUGGCGCGAGAUCUCAUCAGAAGCUAUCGACCUAAUCAACAACCUACUGCAAGUGAAGCAGCGCAAGCGGCUGUCGGUGGACAAGUCGGUGGCGCACGCGUGGCUGCAGACGCGCGAGGCCUGGCUCGACCUGCGCGCGCUCGAGCACCGCGUCGGCACGCGCUACCUCACGCAUCCCAGCGACGACGCACGCUGGGCCGCCGCCAGCGACCGCUGACCAUCGAAAACGAAGCCUCCGGACGAGGCUCACAGAGCUCCACAGCCGAGGAAGGGCAUUCGGCUUCGGUGGAAAAAGCUCCUCGUCAGAGUGAGGUAGGCGCCUGCCGUGCGUAGUGCAAGGACCUUGUGGAAGAUUUGCCGCAUUUGUUUUACUUCUGUGAGAAGUAAGAGAGAAGUAGCUUUACGUUAUUGUUGUAUUAUUUUUAUACAAAGUUACCUCGGUGCAUCGGGUCGCCUUUGAAUCUCUCGGCAUGCUUAAGAAGCACUGCCAGUAGUAAUUAUUUGCCAAAUAAAUUUAAAUUUAAAAAUGGAACCGGAAGUAUCAUACUGUGUAUACUUUUUAUAUGACUUAUUAUAUUAUACUUUUUAAAUGUCUACUGAUAUUAUUAUGUUUUUUAUAUAUAGAAUAAGAUAAAUAGUAAUGGGGUUUAAUUUAAAAUCUCGUGACAACAGCAAUGUUACUUUUAUAUAAUUUUAUCGAUAUGACAUAUUACGCUUGGUGCGUUCCGUCUAGUUUGUAAUCAACCAUCGCCGACUUUGACUAUGUUUUGACGUGUAGUACUUAAUUGUCCGUUUGUAUGUAUGUAGAUAAUUUUGUGCGGUUGAAGUCGUUAAUUAAUUAUUAUGACCUCAUAUAACAUAUGAUAUGUGGUCAAUCCGUGAUAAUCCUGAUGGACAAUCCGUGUCAAUUUUCAUGCAUAUGCAAAGUAAACGACUGAGGGCGAUACAAAGGCGGCCCGGCGUAUCCAUACGGUUGUUACUGUAAUCCAACCACUGCAUUCCUACACUCGUAGCUAUUUUCGACGACUUUAGAGUAUUUUUAUAUGAAUUAUUUUUUUUUUUUUUUUUUAUUAAUUUAUUUACACGGGAUUUUAAUGUUUAGAUUAAGUUAUUAACUUAUACUAAGUACCUAAUAAUUUUAUUUUGUUGUGAACAAAAUGUAUGACAGGUGAAUGGAGUGUUACGCGAGCGAACGAGUUAACCCUUCUUUGCAUGAUUUUUUUUAUUGGUGAAAUAAAUCAAGGUGGCAUAAUUCAUGUUCAAAAUUAAAGGAAAAAUGGUUAAAAAAAUAAAUUUGGCAGCUAUGAUUUUUUUUUAUACAAUGGACAUUAAAAAGGUAUCCAGACACGAUCAAUUUAAAGUGAACUUGUUCUUUUAUAUAAUUUUUGGGCGUUCAAUGUGAUGAUGGAAAUUUCCACCAUUAUGCAAAGAAGGGUUAAGCUAUCAACUUGUAACAAUUAUUUAAGUGAACGUCUCAAAUCGCAUUUUAUUGUAAUGUUUAUCAUGAAGAACUCUUCGCAACAAGUAUAUUUUAAACUUUGAUAUUUUUUAAUUAUUUAUUAUUAAUAUUAUAGGCAUAGUUUUAAUGUCGUUUAACAGUGGCGUCGCUUUGUUACUGACGGACAGUACCAAUUGUUAAAUGUGAUGUCAACUCAAUUUAUUAUGGCAUAAAUUAUAUAUUUACUAAAAGUAAAUGUAAAAUUUAAUAAUUAUAUAUAAAUUUUCUAGUUUCAAUGUCUGCUACGUUGAAAUAUUUGUUCACAUAGUUUUUUACUUCUCUAACAAUCUGUCACUGCGAUUGUAUUAAAGCAUUUAUUUAUUUAUAUCGAAUCACAAUGUAUCAGUUGCAAGUUUUCGUUACCGCACGCGUGAGAGGGAAUGAGGCGCCGUAUGUUGCUGUCCCGUUCUUUCUAUAUAGAUUCGUUUGCCACUCGCGUAGAAGAGGUCUCGAAUGCAAUACAAGCGACGUCACUGUAUUGACGUAGUAUAUGAAUAGCUGUUGUAACGUUAUUAUUAGAGUGGGACACGUGCAGCUGCCCUGCACGAGGCGACGCCUCCGGUUACGGCCUAAAUAGUUUAAAAUAUUAUAGAUAUAUAUACAAUUUUAGUCGAUACUUAUUGUGAGUAAGUAAUUACUGGGUGCGUUCGCGUACCGCAGUUGUAUGAGUGGUGGACGGACGGACACUGUUCACCGUCAAUGGAUAUUAUUAGGGUUCUUUUGGUAGGAGUAAAACAGAAUAUAUUUCUAAAUAAAUUAGGUAUAUUGAUUUGUAGGUAGGUAUAUUGAGACACAAGAUUAUGUAGGUACAUACAAGGCUCAUCCAGCUGUCAAGCUGUAUGGCUCAAACUUUUUAAUAUUUUCUAACCCACAUUUGUUUGUAUUAAAAAGCUGAUAAUUUACAUUUUCAAUCGACUUCAAAAAGAAGUUCGUUCUCAAUUCGGUCGUUUUGUUUUUUUUUUUUUAUGUUUGUCACCUCAUAACUCCGCCAAUUGUAAACAGAUUUGGAAAAAUCUUUUUUUACCUGAAAAAAUACACUUACAUAUUGGUCCCAUGGAAAUUUUAUUGAAUACAGUUCAAUGGUUUAUUUUUUUAAUCAAAACCACUAAUCUUCCCACGAUCGAAGUCGGCUUUUUUGUGUAACGCAAUCCUAAUUAAUUAUACUAGACUGACGAUAACUCAUAACCCCAUAAUAAAAGAAAAACCCCAUAAACUCUACAAUAAUGAUUGAACAAAGUAAGAUGGUUUUUUUUAAUGAAUGAUAAUGGAAUGGUAUCCCCGCCCGUGCUAUCGGUAUACACCGGCGGGGCACCAGUGAAGGAUGAUAAGUGAGGAUGAAUUCAACAAGAAUUGUUCACGAUGGUUUCCAGGGGGAACCACGUGGAGGUCAACCUAAUAGGGUAUAUUAUUAGCAAUAGGGCUGUCAAACUCCAUUUCUGACAAUCCCUUACCCCCCAAGUAAAAUGGGUGACCGUCCUCCCCACGAGAUCGAGUAAUAACCACGACAGAGAUACAGCUGCGCGUACGCACACACUGUGUACCGAUAGUUAUAAUUGAGCGUACACAAGAUAUUGUUAUAUAGGUAGUGUCCGUGCGUUUGUAACGUGCGGUAGUUUUUUAUAAACUUGUAAUAUUUCGCUAGAUACACGUAGACGAAAGAUGCCCUCAAUGCAGUACACGAGCCGACUGUGCCAAUACUAAUCCUGUACCCUCUAAAGUUAUAUUUUUGAAAACGAGGGUCAGCGAGCAAUUUUGUUAUAUAGCUGGGGACUGUUUAUUUAUUUACAUGACCAUAAUAACUUACGUGUAUUUUUAACUAGUGGAGAAUUCUUGGUAAAAACUUGUAUUUUUAUAUUUAAAAUUUAAUUUGAAUUACUUAACUAUUACUGUGUAAUCCGAGAUGCCAAGUUAUAAAAAAAAAAAAGGUUAGAGGUACAAAUUAACAUUUUUAUAGAUAAAUAACGCCAAGGUUUUUAUAUGUUGGUUACGAGGCCUGACUACGCUCGCCAAGAAUGAAUAUCAUUAACCCUUUGCACUAGAGCCUAAUAACUCAUAGAGGAUACUCCAGCACUGUAUUAGUUACAAGUACAUACCUGGCCCUCUAGACAAGUGGCAAGCGAAUUUCGUCGAUGGAAUCGACAUCACUAGCGAGUCCGUGAGAGUUAGAAUGAGAUAGCAACGUCGGAUGACGCAUUCCAACUCACGGAUUCGCUAGCGAUGUCGAUUCCAUCGACGAAUUCGCUCGCCGCUUAACUAGAGAGCCUGUGAUGUAAAAUAAAAAUGGAGUCGUUGCAAUAAAAUAUUUAUUUCUUAACUAUUUUAUAAAGGGCGUUGUGUCAGUUUUUUUUUUAAUGGGUGAUAAUGAAAUGGUACCCCGCUUGCGCUAUCGGUAUAUACUGGCAAGGCACCAGUGAGGGAUGAUUGGUGAGGAUGAAGCAGGUCAGUUAGCCCAUUGUGACGAAUUCAACAAGAAUUGUUCACUAGGGGGAACCACGUAGAGAUCGACCCGAUAGAGGGUAUAUUGCUAGCAAUAGGGCUGCUAAACUCCAUUGCUAACAAUCUGUCUCUUAAGUUGAGUCAGUAAAACAGUUUCGCCGUAACCGCUACAGUGGAUUUAAUGUUAGCAUUUUAACGUCGCAAAUAAGGUAAUAACGGAGUGCAAAGGGUUAAGUCUCAUUGGAUAUUCAUGAUUGUUGAGAGAAUUUCUCAAUAUUCUUGUUGAUUUGUAAUACGAUGAGCCCGCUGAUAUUGUUGUUACCUAAUACUAAAUCGACGGGACCCAAAUCACAAAUUGUAUACGGCCUGACAUAACGUGUAGUUACUAUUAGAUGUAAUACGUACAGAGAUGAAAAAAUUGGGUCGGCAACGCGCGCGUAAUACCCCUGGUAUUGCAGGUGUUCAUAGGUUACGGUAACCGCUUACCAUCAGGUGGGCCGUAUGCUUGUUUGCCACCUCAGUGGUAUAAAAAAAAUGAAUAAUAUUGUCCACGUGUGCCGCACGAUGACCCCUGUCCGCCAUUGCAACAAUGUCAGCCGUUGUACGCGUGUAACGCUGUGAUUUUUAUUAAUGUUUUUUUACAAUUAUUUACAAUGCAAUGCAAUCUUCCAUUUUCUGUGAUCUCUAUUCUAUCAACUAUUUUUUUAAAUGUGUGAAUUUGAACGUUUCGUUUUACGAACUCUUAGAAUUUAUUGUGUACAUUUUUUUUUUUAAUUAUAUUUAUAUAUUAUAUAAUAUAAUUAAGCAUUAUUUGAGUCAACGUUUUAAACAGAUGUUGUUAAAGUGUCGACGCUGUGAGAAUUAUGUAUUUGAAAUGUAAUUUCUGUUUGUAUGUGUAAGGGGCCUCUCGUCUGUGCUGGUCGCAUCACAAAUAAUUAUUUUUAUCAAUCAGACGACAGGUCUCUUGAAGCUUUAAUUCCUGUUCUUAGUAUUAUUUUUAUAUUGUUUAUAAUGGCUACUUAAUUUACCAAACAGUUGUUUCUUCGAAAGCCACGCGAAUUAUGAAACGAAUAUGGUAAUGCCAAAAGCUGGGACACAUAUAUCCAAUAGCAAGAUGUAUAAUAUAUUUAUAAUAUUUAAAAAAAUGUUUAACAAUUAAAAAUUAAAUUAAUUGUUAUUAAUUCUAAUCAGAGUUUAUUAAAUUUUACUCUCCAACAAACAUCGAACCUGUGUACUGGAAUUAUUAGCGUAAUAUUCUCAGGUUUGUCGAUGUACAAGUAUCUACUUGCGUGCUGUUUCUGAUAUUAAAAGCUAGAUCAGCAAAAUUUUCCAUAUGUAUAUGUUUUUUUUUUUUUCACAUAUAAUAAGCAAUAAUAUAAAUGUCGCAUCGUGUUUUAACUUGUUGUUUAUGCCAUGAAUGAAAUUUUUAACACAAUUUAUAUUUUUAUAACUAAAAUAAAUUUGAUAUAAAAUGGUAUAAAACAUCGCUUCCGGCGGCGUGCAUGCCCUCAGUAUGGCCACGCUUCACUCGGUUACUUAUAAACUACUAAUUUCUAAUACAGUGCCAAAUAAAUUCAUUAUGAGUAUAAUAUAGGUUUUGUAACUUGAACACGCAUACAUACUGAUAUAUAAUGCUCUUUUAAAUUGUACGUCAUAAUGUGUAUGGAGAUUUUGCUGAAUGCAAAUUGAAAUUGUUUAUACAUUUUAUUUAGUUUGUAUACACAAACGCGUCACAGAUUGUCACUGUCUGUUUAGCGCAUAUAUUUGGACCAAGCCAGCUAGUGUGUAAUAUCCUAUGUAUUUUUAAGAGAAAUUAUAAAUCCUCAAAAUUAUGAAACAGCCUGUAUUUACAUCGUUUAGAGCUAGACUCCAAUCUAAGGGACCUUGAGUUUCCAUUAAAAAAUUAAAAAAAAAAAUACCUCGUUUAGAGCUGAUAUAUUGUUUUAGUCAAUUGUUAUAAAGUCUUUAAUGUGGCCUUCAUUUACUAUAAGCCUCCCAAUAGACCCUAGCUUACAGUCAUACAAUUUGCAGAAAUGAAUGCAAGUGGCAAACAUUACUAAUUAAAUAACAAGUCUACUUUUUGUAAUAUCUGAUCUUUAUAAUCUGUAUCAUUUAAAAAAAAAACAACAAAGAAUUUUUUAUUUAUUCAUUCAUUCAUCCAUUGUCCGUGUUGUAUGUUUUCUUUUCCAUUUAUCUAUAUUUACAAUCAUAUCUCUUUGUUUAUUCUUUAUCCUACACAGACAUAAUAUAGAGAACAUUUUAAUUUUUAAUGUAAUGUACAAAGGCGAGGUUAUCUCUAAUAAGAGAUUUCCAACAAAUCUUUUCAAGUUUUUUUUUUUAUGUUAUUUUAAGGGCUUUUACCUUCUUCAGGUAUAUCAGUCCUAUUGUACCCUGAACUGAUUUCUCAAACAAAACUUUAUCUACUUUCCCUAGACGCGGAAAGAGAAGAAUUAAUAGGCAUAGAUCUUUUCAAGUUAAUUGUUAUUUAUUCACUCUAUUUAAUUUAUUAUAUACACUCCCUUUUCGACCAUUACCAUCUUUCUUCCAUCUUUUAAUGUAGCUGGAACAGCAUUUUCGAAAUAUGACUAUAUUUAUCUUACAUUAUGAAAGUACUUACCUAUUAUGUCAAGCUCUAAACGAAGUGUACGGGCCACUUUAGUACCUAAUCAAGUGUCAAACUAAACAUUAUGAACAUGAAUGUUAAUGGAUAACAAAUAGAUGUUAGCUAUAGUUAGAAUUAACAGACAUAAUAAUAUUAAAAUAUAAAUCUACGAAAUUCGGGUAUUCUCUGUCUCGCGGCUCAUGUCCGCUGUCACAGAUAGGAUAAUAUAAAAAUGAGAUAAUUGUCUCUGGUAUGGCAGGGAAAUGGCGGGAAAAAGUAAUUUAUAUAAUCUGUGUAUACUAUACCUAAUGAAGUGAUUGUUGUGCUUGUAUGUAGGUCUUGCGCUGUGCUGUGCUGUUAUAAUAGAUUUUAUAUACCAUUUUAAUGUUAUCUUUUUAAUUGAAAAGUUAAGGUUCGCGUAAAAAAUAGUACUUUAAAAAAUAACCUUCAAAAAUGUUGCCUCUGACAUCUGUCAAUUAAAAUAUAGGAGAAUCGUUGCCGUCCUUUGCAGUGACAUCACAGAAUGUUUAAUAGUGAUACCGCGAUAUUAAAACACUUUUAUAAUAAAAAUACUGAAAAUUACAUAAUUAUCAAUGAAAGAAUUGAGAAUUGACUUAAGAAAUGUCUUCGUUCGUUGGAAAGAGUUCAAAGACCUCUAUGGGAAUAUGUGUCAGAUUCUUUAUAUAAAACAUAUGUUCCUCUCUCAUUUAAUACAAAUAAAGGUAAUAUUGAAUAACUUCCGAUAUUAAGAUGUUUUUUUAAACUUGGUUAUAGUAUUUAGGAGUAGACAAUCCGCUUGAAAAUGUUCUCAAUUGCAAUGUAUUCUGUCUGUCAGUCAAUAUCCUUUUUCUAAGAAUCGCAUGGAGGUAUCAAGUUGAAUUAAUAUCAAAUAUACAAGACUGCAUUCCUUUGAAACUGUGAAAUCACUAGGUCAACGCAAUCAAAUGAUACGACAGCUUAUAGCUCGGUGACCUAGAAACAAGCCAUUUACUAAGAAGCAAUGUUAUACAGCACAAGUAAAGGGUAAAAUCCAAAAACUGUAAAUUUGUUGUUACAAGUUAUUAAAAAAUAAAGUACAUUUUUUUAUUAUAAUUUACACAAAUCCGACUCGUACUUAGCCAGUUUUUUAUGUGUGCAUUACGUAUUCACACACACAUGGCGUGAAUUUACUGGAUACAGAGGAAUAACACCUGAGUCCUCAGGAAUGGCAACGCAUGGGGGGUAUCAUGGGCGAAACAGUAUACUCUGUUAUGUCCACGGUACUGCUCAUGUCUAUAGGCGACGGUUACCAUUUUCCAUCAGGUGGGCCGUCAGCUUGUUUGCCAUUCUAAGUUGUAUAAAAAAAAACAUGAUAUAUAUUUGCUAGUACUGGUUAUUUUUUGCAAUGAAGUAUCUAUUAUCGAAAUAAAUGUGAUCAUUUAAGGCUAUUUUUUUUAAUGGGUGAUGAGGGUAUGGUAACCCCGUCUGCGCUAUCGGUAUACAUUAGCGGGGCACCAGUGAUAGAUGACUGAUGAGGAUGAAAGCAGAUCAGUUAGCCCAUCCUGACGAAUUCAACUAGAAUUAGCCACGAUGGUUUCCAGGGGGAACCACGUGGAGGUCGACCAGGUAGGGUAUGUUGCUAGUAAUGGGGCUAUUUUUUUUAAGACAAUUACAAACAAACAUGACAGCACAACGCGCGGCCUCGAAUGUUAAUGUUAUAUGGUGAAGAGUUAAUUUUAUGACGAGAUCGAUUUACAAAUUGUGUUACUAUUAAUUAUUUAAAUAAUAAAUGCCGUUUUUAAUAUA
Galleria mellonella (greater wax moth) is the source of this 11312-nucleotide messenger RNA. It is a transcript of the gene PKD, whose product is annotated as serine/threonine-protein kinase D3. Bases 740 to 3208 code for a protein of 822 amino acids. The record is from RefSeq and is a predicted model, not a curated record. Gene Ontology annotation, molecular function: protein serine/threonine kinase activity; ATP binding. Gene Ontology annotation, biological process: protein phosphorylation. The transcript has 16 exons. Lineage: Eukaryota; Metazoa; Arthropoda; Insecta; Lepidoptera; Pyralidae.